GCGGUUUUUGGAGAAAGAGGAAGAGGAUGCAGUUUUUGGAAUGAAGAAGGAUGAGGGGGAGGUGACUGUUUCUGUGAAGGAAGAGGAGGAAGACUAUGCCGUUUUUGGAAUGAAGAAGGAUGAGGGGGAGGUGACUGUUUCUGUGAAGGAAGAGGAAGAAGCUUUCAAUGUGAAAGAGGAGGCGGAUGUUACUCUGAAGGAGGAGAAUGCAGUUUUUGGAAUGAAGGAGGAUGAGGGGGAUGUGACUGCUACUGUGAAGGAAGAGGAAGAAGCUUUCAAUGUGAAAGAGGAGGAGGAUGUUACUCUGAAGGUUUUUGGAAUGAAGGAGGAGGAGGGGGAGGUGACUGUUUCAGCAAAAGAAGAGGAAGAAGCGUUCAGAGUGAAAGAGGAGGAGGAUGGUACUCUGAAGGAGGAGAAAGAGCAGAAUGCCGUUUUUGGAAUGGAGGAGGAGGGGGAGAUGACUGUCACAUUGGAGGAGGAGGAGGAGGAGGAGGAGAAAGAAGAAGAAGAAGAAGAGACGACAGGAGAUCUGAUUAACGACGGAGAGAGACCAGUCUCUCCAUCUGACAGCAGAAAGAGUCCUUCAGGGGAACCAGACCCUGAGAAGAGUCCUUCAGGGGAACCAGACCCUGAGACGCCAGCGAUGCAACACCACUGCUCCCAGUGUAACAUGAGUUUUAAGUGGUUAUGGAAGCUGAAAGAGCAUGAGAGGAAACACACUGGAGAAAAGCCCUUCCAAUGCUCCCAGUGUGGAAAUAGAUUCUCACGAUCACAUGACCUAAAAUCACACGAGAGGACACACACAGGGGAAAAACCUCACAAUUGUUCCCAGUGUGGAAAGCUUUUUUCCCAUUUAGGGAACCUGAACAAACAUAAGAGAAUACACUCUGGAGAGAAGCCUUACCCCUGUUCCCAUUGUGGAAAGAAUUUUAGGUUGUCAGGUAACCUGAAAACGCAUGAGAGGACACACACAGGGGAGAAACCUUACCAUUGCUCCCUGUGUGGUAAGAAUUUUACCAAGUUAGGGAACCUGAAAGAUCACGAGAAGAAACACACAGGAGAAAAGCCUUACCACUGCUCCAAUUGUGGAAAGAGAUUUUCAACAUCAUCAGACUUAAAAAAGCACGAGAUGACACACACCGGGGAGAAAUCUUACCAUUGCUCUCAGUGUGGAAAUAGUUUCUUACGAUCACAUGACCUGAGAUCACAUGAGCGGACACACACAGGGGAAAAACCACACAGUUGUUCCCAGUGUGGAAAGUGUUUUUUGCAUUUAGGGAACCUGAACAAACAUAAGAAAAUACACUCUGGAGAGAAGCCUUACCCCUGUUCCCAUUGUGGAAAAUUCUUUAGGUCGUUAGAUAACAUGAGGGAGCAUGAGAAGACACACGCGGGGAAGAAGCUUUACCAUUGCGCCUUGUGCGGGAAGAGAUAUUCCCGAUCACAUGACCUAAAAUCACAUAAAAGGAAACACACGGGGGAAGAAAACACACAAUUACACACACAGGGGAAAAACCACGCAGUUGGUCCCAGUGUGGAAAGAAUCACACGCAGUUAGAGAACCGUUCCCGUUGUGUGGAACUAUAUUUUCCCGAUCACAUGACCAACAAUUCACAUCAAAUCUAACCAAGCUGUAUUUAUUCAGCACAUUUCAGACAUGGAGUGGAUCACAAUGGGCAAAAGGGAAAAAAACAAUGAAAACUAAUACUGAAAUAUUUACGACACAAGAAACAUAAGAGGAUAUAAAAAAGAAAGAAAAGAAAGAUUAACAAUAAAAAAACAUUUGUGCCCAGCUGUGGAUAAAACACUGCUAGCAUUUGUCUGCGCCAUUUUCAUGAUGGCUAGCAGCUAAUUGCUACUUAACACUGCUAGCAUUUGUCUGCUCCAUUUUCAUGAUGGCUAGCAGCUAAUUGCUACUUAACACUGCUAGCAUUCGUCUGCUCCAUUUUCAUGAUGGCUAGCAGCUAAUUGCUACUUAACACUGCUAGCAUUUGUCUGCACCAUUUUCAUGAUGGCUAGCAGCUAAUUGCUACUUAACACUGCUAGCAUUCGUCUGCUCCAUUUUCAUGAUGGCCAGCAGCUAAUUGCUACUUAACACUGCUAGCAUUCGUCUGCUCCAUUUUCAUGAUGGCUAGCAGCUAAUUGCUACUUAACACUGCUAGCAUUCGUCUGCUCCAUUUUCAUGAUGGCUAGCAGCUAAUUGCUACUUAACACUGCUAGCAUUCGUCUGCUCCAUUUUCAUGAUGGCUAGCAGCUAAUUGCUACUUAACACUGCUAGCAUUCGUCUGCUCCAUUUUCAUGAUGGCUAACAGCUAAUUGCUACUUAACACUGCUAGCAUUCGUCUGCUCCAUUUUCAUGAUGGCUAGCAGCUAAUUGCUACUUAACACUGCUAGCAUUCGUCUGCUCCAUUUUCAUGAUGGCCAGCAGCUAAUUGCUACUUAACACUGCUAGCAUUCGUCUGCUCCAUUUUCAUGAUGGCUAGCAGCUAAUUGCUACUUAACACUGCUAGCAUUCGUCUGCUCCAUUUUCAUGAUGGCUAGCAGCUAAUUGCUACUUAACACUGCUAGCAUUCGUCUGCUCCAUUUUCAUGAUGGCUAGCAGCUAAUUGCUACUUACAGGACACAAACUUGCGGUGCCAGCCGUAAAGGCUGUCUGCAUUGCGGAACCAGUAGCAAUUUUUUUUUUCUGUUUUUUUUUUACUUGAACAACAUACAUCUUCAACAUACAAUCUACCUGCAGCGAAGCCAUUCAACAUUUACAUUACAUUUAGUCAUCUAGCAGACUGCUGUGACCCACAGGAGCAACCAGGCUCAAGCGUCCCGCCCAAAGGGAUGUCGACAGAUCUCCCACCAAGUCAAAUCGAGGACUCAAACCAUUUAUAUAUAUAUUUUGUGAAAUGAAUACCGAGUAUGUCUACUUCACCAUCAGCCCAUUUACAGGUAAACUACAGGAUCAUGUAAAAACUGUUUUUGGUAAAGGUCCAAUACGUAACAUUGUAGUAAUAUAAUAUAUAUGUAAUAUUCAUAAUUAGGAGUCCAGAAAAGUUGUCUUCAGUGAGACAGUGAGACAAUGAGACAGUGAGACAAUGAGACAGUGAGACAAUGAGACAGUGAGACAAUGAGACAGUGAGACAGUGAGACAGUGAGACAA
Molecule: messenger RNA, 3151 nt
Organism: Oncorhynchus gorbuscha (pink salmon)
Lineage: Eukaryota; Metazoa; Chordata; Actinopteri; Salmoniformes; Salmonidae
Product: zinc finger protein 391-like
Exons: 2
Coding region: 41-1558 (505 amino acids)
Biological process (GO): regulation of DNA-templated transcription
Molecular function (GO): DNA-binding transcription factor activity, RNA polymerase II-specific; RNA polymerase II cis-regulatory region sequence-specific DNA binding
Source: RefSeq, a predicted model, not a curated record